Molecule: messenger RNA, 3816 nt
Organism: Lutzomyia longipalpis
Lineage: Eukaryota; Metazoa; Arthropoda; Insecta; Diptera; Psychodidae
Exons: 3
Coding region: 85-1314 (409 amino acids)
Cellular component (GO): nucleus
Molecular function (GO): zinc ion binding
Source: RefSeq, a predicted model, not a curated record
GAGGCAAGUGCUGAUGAGGUCGACGCAAUAGAAACGUCAAAACUUUGUGUGAAAGAAUUUGCUGAUUUUACAAAAGGAUGAAAAAUGUUGAAAUUCGUGGAUAAUACCUUUGUCUGUCGUGUAUGUUCUGGACGUGGGGAGCACGAGAUAUCUUUCCCAAUCCCCUUUUACCUUCACGAGACCCCCAAUGAAGUGAGAUUGUGGCGCAAACCAAUCCGGAUACUCUUGGAGGAAAUUCUCCAUAUUCCCGUGCGGCCAGAUGAUGGACUUCCACAGAGAAUGUGUACUGUUUGUAUUUCCUACAUGAAACACGCCAUAACGUUCCGGAAUCAGGCGCUUGCAUGUCGCCUGAGGCUCCUACCGACAAAACUUCUCUGUCACAAAGUUGGAGCUGAAGUGGAGACAAAGGGAAGCUCCCUGGGCGUGGGAUCCACAAGUCAACUGCCAAUGAAUCUGGAGGAUCGCAAUGAUAAUCGCAAGAUGGGCAGCAAUGUCAAUAAACUCCAGAACAAAGUUAAAUUCCAAGAUACCUCCAUCAUUCCGGACAUUACGCACGUCGGCGGGAAUUCCCGCGGGUUCUUUAGCUACCAACAGAAGGCCUUUGUGGAGGAUGAUGUGACGGAAAUGCCCUUCUUCGAUGGGGAGAAUUUCACUGCAAAUCCUCCGGAAAAGUUGAGUGAGCGCAAAUGCCGCUACUGCCGGAUGCGCUUUAUGUUUGAGGAGACUUACGAUGAGCACACAUCAGUGUGUAUUCACAGGAGAUUCGCAAUCUUCAUCAAUCAAUGCAAUCAGGUGUAUGAGAUGAAGAUUGAGGGAACAAUAACGCCGCAUGAAUUCAUCCGGAGGAUGGUGUUUUUGUUGCAAACCAAUCAGGAUAUUCUCGAUAGGCUUCAGGCUUGUGAGAAGAAGAUAACCCAGAGGGAUGAAAGGUUGGAGGGUCUCAAUAACGAAGGGGUUCAAUCACCUGAGGAACGACAGUCUCCCGAUGAGCUACAAUCCCCAGAUGACCGUCAAUCGCCCGAAGAGCUACAAUCCCCGGAUGAAUGUCAAUCCCCGAAUGAACUUCAAUUUUCCGAAGAAGAAUUUCUCGUAAAUGACAUUGAAGAUGACCAGAGGAGCCCAUCUGUUGAGAUUCUGGAAGAAAUAAUUGUAAAUCUUGAGGAGAAGAGCAGUACAGGCACAGAGAGCCCUGAGAGUAGCCCAGAGCCCCCCGAUGAACCCAUUGAACUAAAGAAAGUAAUCUGCUCAACAUGUGGAAGUGGCUUCCUCACCAUCUCCCACUUGGAUAUCCACAGAAUCCACUGUUCAAAGUAAAGAAGAAAAAAAAAAGACAGAAAGAUCUCAUCCAGGCAGCUGAAGAGCUUAACAAAGUGACUCAGGAAUAGAGAUUAACCGCAGAAAAGGUAAAAGAAAAUCACUUUUUAUUUAUUCUUGCUACAAAGUACAGUGGUGGAAAGAAAAAUAGGUCCAAAAAAAUCUUAAUGUUGCUGGGGAAUCCAAAAAGUAUCCUAUUAUCUUAAUUUUUUAUUUAAAAAUUUCCACAUUAAUACAUUUUAUUCCUUCCAUUGAAUAUUUAGAAAACAAACAUUUAAAUUCGAUUUAAUUUAAUUGAAUUUUUCACUAAUUUUGGUUUUUGUAACUCAUAGAACUUCUUGCAGAAGAAAGGAGUCUAUUCACUUUAAUUCUUGUCAUUGAUGUCAUCUAGAUUAAAAUAUUUUUGUAGUUUUCUAUUAAAAAUCGUUAAAAAACCUAUUGGAAUUAGUUUUUCAGAAAAGAUUUGCUAAAAAAGCAAAAACAAUCCUCCUUUUGAUUCUAAUCUAUAUAAUAAAGAAAGCAUAUGAAGCAUAUGCUCUGUGCUUAAAAUGAUCUUACUUAAUCAUUUAUUCGUGUGUACAAAAUGGCGUCAAAUUUUUAGUUUUGCUUUAUUUUUUUGGCCAACAAGCUAUGAGCUUCCUGAAUUUUACUUAACACUUGGAGGACCCAACAUUUGGCACAACGCGGAGGAUCAAAUUGGUAAUAAGUACCAGUUGAUAAAAUAUGCUCAGUAAUUAAUUAUUAAUCAAUUUAUUGAACAAGGAUCGAAAGUUUCACUAAUUCUCAAUCUCCUUCAAGCAUUCCUACACCUAAUUACUAAAUAUUUAAUUGAGAAAAUCGUCACUGAAAAAAAAUUGCGUAGAAUCGAUGCAAAAUUGCCAAUUCAAACGACUUUUUUAUCUGCAUUUUUGCAUAAUUUAUUAUUGCGCCUAAAUCAUCACUAACUUUGAUUCUUCAAGUAACUUUUUAGUCAUUUCCGGCAAUAAAAUUAGUCCAAAUUAAUGAUUUUCACCGAGGAAAAGUGAACAAGAGAUCUUGAUUUGGGGAAAUAUGGGGAAACAUAACCUCAAAACAAUGGCUAAAAUGUAUGGGAUUUUGACUGGUAGUUAUUACCAAUUUGAUCCUCCGCGUUGGAUUCUGACUUUGACCUCAAUUAUCUUCCAAAGAAAAGACUUUUAUCGAGAUUUUCUUUCUGCUAUCAUAAAGUAAUUAAAAUUCCCUACACAUAGAUGCUAAAUUCAUCGAGAUAGGUCCAAUAUAUUUUAUUCUGUGAUGAUUUUAAGGUUCAAAUUGGUAUCAAGUACCAGUAAAGUCCUCCGAGUGUUAAAAAUGAGAUAGGCUUUUUUUAUUCGGAGUUUCUAAUUUAUUUUUGGAGUUUUUAUGGAAAAAUUGUGUUGUAGGAAAACUCUCACAUAUUUUGAUCUCAAAGCAAUUGAAAAAAAGUUAAAUUAAUUAAAAAUCAUUCACCUUAUAAGCCUUGACCUGAAAGGUUUAAAUACGUAAAGCAUAUGCUUCAGUGCUCUGAUACGGUGUUUGAGACAAUUGAACGACGACUGCAGUAUAUGCUUUACGAAUUUUAUAAUUAUUUGUCGGUUUAGGUGGAUGUUGGAAUGACGUCCGGUCCAGAAAAAGAAUAAAAGAAAAAGAAAAUAAUUAUUUCUAACGAUUUUUUUAAAACUAUUUUCUCAGAUAUUUAUUAAAAUCACAAUUAAUUCCAUUAAAUCUUUUGUCUUUCGCGUAUUUUAAGAAUAAAAUCAUGGCACGAACAAAGGUGGAUAAUCUCCUUUAUUCCCUUUAUUGCUUCUUAGUGAGCCUUUAAUUUUUUUUUCCACCACAUGUAGUAAAACAAAUUGAAUUAAUUUUAUUUAUUUUAUUAAUUUCUUUUAAAUUAUUUUAUUGUUUUUGUACUUUUAUUUGUAGUUCUUUGACGAACACCUGUAUUUUACAUUUCAACUAUUUACAACAGAGCUUUCAGCUGUUUUUUUGUGAAUUAAUUUUAUGUUUUUUUAUGAGAAAGUUAAUUUAAAACUAACAUAAAUUGUGUGUUAUGAAUUUAAAACAAACAAAAAAUGUCUCAAAAGACACGACUGAAUUUCUUUCUAGAAAGCUAAAGUUUUUCUUACUUAAUUUAAUGUUUUUUAUUUACUUAAAAUGAGUUGGAAAAUGACAAGAAUUUAUCUACAAAUGAGAGAUAAAUUUAUUAAUUCCACUACUGAUGAAUUCUUCAAGAGAAAAGGGCAGAAAUAUGUUUUUAAGUAUUUUUUUUUAAUGUGAGAAAGAAAAAAUAUGAAAACUUAUUGUGAUUUUUUUAUAUAGAAAAGGAAGAGUUUUUAGAUAAAAAAAAACUAUGGUGUUCAAAUACAAAACUUAAUGAUAAAUUAAAAUUAAUUUAGAUAAAUAAGAAUGUACUGUCUAAAGAAAAAGAAAUAGCCCAACGUUGAAAAUUUUUGUGAUUUAUUGAGAAGUAAAAUAAAGUAAGAAUAAAAGAAAAACGAAAAGAAA